This is a messenger RNA of Diatraea saccharalis (sugarcane borer), 1219 nucleotides long. The record is from the annotation of a GenBank genome assembly. NCBI's taxonomy places the organism in Eukaryota, Metazoa, Arthropoda, Insecta, Lepidoptera, Crambidae.
CACAAAGUUUCUUUAGUGCCUAGCCUAGGAUAUAAUAUCAAAGUGUACAUAUUAGGGCACGGGUGCACGUUGGUACUGCCGCCGCAACUGCACACGGGGGAAUUGCUGUCCGGGGGCGCGGGGGCGGGCGCGGGGGCGGCGGGGGGCGCGGGGGAGGCGCGCGAGCUGGGCAGCGGCGCGGUGGACUGCAUGCGCCCGCACCUGCCGGACAUGCUCGACCUGCUGCAGGACCCGCAUCUGCUUAACAAGAUCAAGGGUUCAGUUUCCAAGUCCAUAGUGAACCGUAACCUGAUCUGUUUGAAUGAGGACACUCUAGGCGCGAUAGUCAAGGGUGGUAUAGCACAGUACGUUGCUAUGGAACUGGCAUUGGAACACAGCCGCGGUAGACAAGACAGGCCCGUUCACAGACAUAUGCCCUGGCUGUCAUCUUCUAUACCAGGAUCUCGUGACAUAUGCGAGGUGGUGGGUCGCGUGCGACUGGUGUCGUGGCUGGUGAUGGGCGCGCUGUGCAACGCGCGCGGGCCCCUGCCGCUGCACCAGCCCGUGCCGCAGGACGCCUCCUGCCACAUCACCGACCAUAUACAGACUAUAAUGGCAUCUUAUGUGGAACAAUCGAAACCCACUGGGCAGCGGAUGAACGCUCUAUUCCAUGCCUUCAUUCUUUGUCAACUGUGGACUCUUUACCUCGAAGAGCUGGCGGGUAGUACUGCACCCAGCAGUGAACCUCAUAACACCACCGUUUGCAUUCUACUAGAAUUCUGGUGCAAGCUAGUGCCGGCUAUGCUGCAAGUCACCAAACAUUCUAAAUUGCUGGCAGAGACAGUGAAUCUCCAUUUCCUAAGUCUCUUGGAAUCGCUAUUGGAAUGCAAUUCUACAGUGUUAAACAAAUUGCUGCCUCUUUGGACACCCAUCUUGUAUUCACCACUAUUUAAUAUGCCCCGACACGUGGCACAGCGUCUGGAUGUAUGUCGGGACGUGAAACCCGAAGCGGUGCGCACGUACGCGACGGCGGGGGGCGCCCCACACGCAGUGGGGGCGGCGGGCGCGGGGCCGGGGGGCGGUGCAGGGGGCGGGGGCGGGUGCGGGGGCGCGGCCAGCGGGGUGACGGGCGGCACUGCGGCGCGCGCGCACCGGCGCCUGCACCGCCUGCUGGCCAAGAUGGCGCAGCUGGAGUUGCAACCUCACACCUUCUACUUUAUAUAAAUUGUUUGGAAAUAAA